Molecule: messenger RNA, 10773 nt
Organism: Plasmodium relictum
Lineage: Eukaryota; Apicomplexa; Aconoidasida; Haemosporida; Plasmodiidae
Product: conserved Plasmodium protein, unknown function
Exons: 2
Coding region: 1-10773 (3590 amino acids)
Source: RefSeq, a predicted model, not a curated record
AUGAAUAGAAGAGAUAAUAAAAUAGUUGAAAAUAAAAACAAUAUAUGUAAAUUUAGUCAUUUAGAAUUAAAAAAUAAAAAGGGAAUUUUGGAAAAUAAUUUAAAGGGUAACUAUAAAUUAAUAUCUAGCAAUAAAGAAAAGAAUAAUGGAAAAUCAUUUUUUUUAAGUAAAAAUAAUAAGAUAAAUGAUAAUAAUUAUUCAAAGCAGUUGAAUACAAAAGAUAAAAAGAAUUUAAUUACUAAUGGCAAUAUAGAUAAAUUAACUAUUAAAGAUUAUUACAAUAAAGGGAUUGAAAAGAAAAUAAAUAAAGAAUUGUUUAAUACCAAUUUUAAAAAAAAACAAACGUGUCUUAUUGCUUCUAAUAACAGAAAAAGUGAUGUUAGAAAGGAUAAAGAAAUAUUUAACAUAAAAAAAAAUUCUUCUGUAUAUAAUAAUAAAAGAAGUUACUAUUUAUCUGAAAGUCGUUUGAAACCAAUCAUUCAAAAUGAUAAUAAUGAAAAAAAAAUUAAUUUAAUUACUUUGGAUAAUGAUGAAAUAAAAAAUUAUGAAGAUAAUAAAAACCUCUUAACUAAAAAUGAAAAUAAUAAUAAUAAUAAUAUAAUAACUGGUGUUGAAGAAAAUCAAAAGUAUAAAGAAAUAAAUAAAAAAAAAAAACAUAUAAUUGAAUUAAAAAACGAAAAGGAGAAAAAUACAUAUUAUAUAAAUAAUGAAUUAAAGACAAAAAAAAUAAAAGAAAUUGAGAACUUAAAAAAAAAAAAAAAUAUAAAUGUAAAUAAUGAAGAAAAAAAUAAAUCAAUUUCCAAUAGUGAUGAAAUAGUCUUUAACAGCGAUACAAAUAAUGAAAUGAUAGUUGAAAAUGAUAGUAAAACAACUUUAACUCUUGAAGAUAUGAAAUUUAAAGAUAAAGACAAUAAUUUUUUGAAUAAAGAAAACAUAUGUAAUAAAAUAAUAAUAAAAAAAAAUAAAAACAAUAAAAUAAUAAAUAAAGUAGACGAAUGUAACAUAAGUAAAAAUUCUAAAAUUAUUUAUUUAGAUAAAAAAUUAGAUAAAAAUUUUAUAAAUUCAAAUAGUUAUAAUAAAGAAACAUAUAAUGCUAAUAUAUUUCCAAAAUUAUAUAAUAAAAAUAAUUUACAAAAUUUUAAUGAUACAAAAAAUUUAAAUUAUAAAAAUAUAAAAGAAAAAAAUUCAUAUGAUAUAGAAGUAAUAAAGAAAAAUACAAAUGAAUAUAUAUCAAAUAAUAGUAAGAUUCAUAAUAAGAAAGAAUAUUUAAUAAAAAGCAAUAUAAUUAGCUCAAUAAACAAUUCUAAUAAUAAUAACAAUACUAAUAAAAUUGAAAUUAUUAAAAAGAAUAAUAGUUAUUUGAAUAAAACAAUAAAAAUUAAUUGCAAAAGUUCAUUUUCUAAUGUGAACAAAUUACCUAUUUAUACUAACAAUAUGAAGAUCAAUAAAAAAUAUGCACAUAAUAAAAAUAAUACAAAAAACUAUUAUAAUUAUAAUAGUAGAGAAUGUGAUAAUUCAGUAAGUUUCGAUAAUAAAAAGGAUAAUUAUACUUAUAAAAAAUUAAAUAAUAUAAAGAAUAAUAACGUAAAUAUACAUAAAGAAAGAAUAAAAGAACUAAAAAUGAAUAAACUUAAUGAUAAAAGCAAAAAUGAUAUAAAUAGUGUAAAUACAAGUAAAAAAGACUACAAAAAAGGUUCAGACAUAAACAGUGAUAGUAAUUAUCAUAGAAAUGAUAAAUCUCUAUGUCUUUUCUCAAAAGAAAGUUUCAAUAAUUCAACUAAUAAAAAAAAUUCCAUAUACAAAAAAAAUUAUGAUAAUAAAAUUACAUGUAAUUUUUUAAAUAAUUCUAAUAGUAUGAGAAAAAACUAUUCACAUUUUUCAUGUAAUACAUCUAUUAUAAGUGAAAAUGAUUUAAAUAGAAAUUUUAAUGCAACUCUUCAAGAUAUAAACCAGGAAAAUACUACUUUCAUCAAUUUAGAAAAUAUUGAUAUUUCUAAUAUAAAAAAUGAAAAUUGUUGUGAGAUUAAUGACAUUAAUGUUUCAAAUAAAAAUAAUAAAAUGUAUGAGAAAAAUAAUUAUAAUAAUAAUUUAGAGGAAGGUUCUUCAUAUAAUGAAAUAAAGGAAACAUAUAUGAGUAGCUAUAACACAAAUACUAAUUAUGAUCAAACUAAUGAUAAGAAUUUUAGUAAAGGCAUGAUAAUAUCAGAAAAUUUCCAUAACAAUGAAUUUUUAGUUAAUAAUGAUAUACAUUUUUCAAAAGAUGAGAAUUGUAAGAAAGGAAUUUCAAUAAAAAUUAAUAAAUGUGAUAAUAAUUCGUCAUUUAAUAAUGCCAAUAAUAACAGUCUAUCUAAAAAAAGAGAGUCAACAUCUUUAAGUAUUUAUAGUAGUAUUAUGAAUUCGAAACAUGAAAAGGUAAAAAAAGGAUUAACAUUUGAAGAAAUGAGAAGAAAGAGUUUCGACGCAAUUAAUACAAACACACAUAUAAAUAGUAAUUUAAAAGAUACAAAUAGAGAUAGGAAUGAAAAUAUGAUUUUAUCUAAUGAGAAAGAUAAGAGUAAAAAAAAUUUAGCAACUAUAAAAAAUAAAACGAAUAAAUUAUUGGAAAAUCAUUCAUUGUUAAAAAAAAGAAAACUCAAUGAAAAUAAGAACGAUUUAUUUAAAUACAAUAAUUUUAACAAAAAAAAAAGAGAUAUAAAUCAUAAUGGUAAUAUUAGUGACAAUAAUUAUAAUAUUAUUAAUCAAAAUAAGAUGAAGAAACAUGAUUUUUUACAAAUAAAGCAUAGAAAUAUUAAUAAAACUAUUGAAAAACCCAAUGGAUAUGAUAAAUUAAAAUAUAUAAAUGGAAAUGUCUUAAAUGAAAAAAAAAAUAAAAAUGAAUAUGCUAUUUGUAAAAUUGAUAAUAUGAGCAAUGAUCAUAGAACAUCUAAUAGUAUCAAAAGGAAUCUUAAAAAGGAUGAAGUCAUUGUAUAUAAAAACAUUAAUGGUAUAAAGAAAAAUGAAGUAAAAAAUGGAAAUGACAAUCAGGGUAAUUUGUAUAAUAAUAAUAUCACUAAUAAUAAUAAUGAUAAUAAUAAAAAUCAUGAAAAGGAAGAUAGCCAAAAAGAUAAAGAAAAAAAAUUAAUAGAUAAUUCAGAAAAAUGCUAUUUAGUGAAUAAUAAUUCUUUAAAAAAAAAUAACAUUAGUCCUGAAGAAAAAAUUAAAAAGGGAGAUAAAUUUUUUUCAUUAAGAAAACCAUUUAAUAGUUCAAGUGAUUUAAAAAUUUUAAAUCAUAUUAGUGAACAUGAAAUCAAUAAAAAAAAAUUAGCCAAUAAAAAUACUUUAAGAAAAAAUAAAGAAAGACUAGUUCAUAUAAAUAUAAAAAAAAAUCUUUGCAAUAAAAAAGAAUUAGUUACUAGUAAUUCUCUUACUAGAAAUAUUUUAAGCCAAAGCAUUCAACUUAAAAAAAAAUUGCAUAUAAUAAAAAAUAGAGCUGAAAAUAAAAAAAUAAAUGCACAUGAAAAAAAUCAGAGUUCUAAUUUUAUGGUAUUCAAUGAUUUUUCCAAUGAUACAAUAAUUAAAGAAAAAAAUAAAAUUGUUUCAAUACAAAAUAAUGUAAAGGAUGUGAAAUGUUCUUUAAAUUUAUACAAUGAUUUCAAUAAUUUAAAUAAUAAAAGUUUAGAUAAAAAUAGUUCGAAUGAUCAUAGAGAUUUUGCUAUUGAAAAUUGUAAUAACGUACUACUAGAAGAGCAUGAUUGUGACAAAAAAAAAAAUAAUAAUAAUAAAGAAUUAAAUUCAUUGAUUAAAAGUUAUUGUUUACAUGAUAACACAAUUAAAAAUAACAAUUUAAUUAUAAACAGAAAAUUAAAUACAAAUAAUGAUAAUACUGUUGAAAAAAAUUCAAACCUUAAAAAAUCCUAUUAUGAUAAAGGUUUAUGUGAAGAUGUAAUAGAAAAUGAAAAUUAUAAAGUCGAAAAUGAAAAAUAUAAAUGUCAUGCAAUUCAAGACAAAAUAAUGGAAGAAAAUAACAACUUAGAAGAUAAUUCGAAUUGUAAAUCAUAUUAUGAAGUUAAUUCAAAUGAAAGUAAAAAAAAUGAAGAAGCAAACUAUUGUACAUAUAUUAUAAAUAAAAAUGAUCAAAAUGCUUACUAUUCGCGUACAAAGGCUGAAGAUAUAUUUUUAAAAAAAAAACAAGAGAAUGAAAAAGAUGAAAUGCUUAUAAAAAUUACAAAUAAUGUAAUGGAAUCAAAAUAUGAUAUAAAAAAUAAAAAUAUGAAUACAGAUGAAAUAGAAAAUUCGUUUCUAAUAAAAAAUAAAGAAGAAGAACUGUUAAAAGAAAAAAUUAAUAAUAAAAUGAAUAAUGAAAAUUCCUUAAAAAUUGGAACAGAAUCGAGAAAAACACAAGAUUUUAAUAAAAAUUUUAAAACUGACACUAAUCACGAUAACAAAAAUAUUAAUAGUGUUAAUAAUUUUCAUACAAAUGUAAGUUUUUCAAAAAAAAAAAUUUUUGAAAACAAAAUAAUGCACGAAUCGAAUAAAAAAAAAAAUUCAAAAAAUUAUGUACUUAAUUCUUUCAGUCAUGCAAAAAAAAAAAUCAACCCAUUUAAUGAAAAUAAUAAAAAUGAAAUAUAUGAUAACAAAUUUAUGAAUUUAAUUAUGAAACCUUAUGAUAAAAUAAAUAAUAUUCAAGAAAUUUCUUCAAAUGAUUUGCUAAAUGAAAAUUUUACUGAUUUAAUAAAAAACAAAAAUAAUUUUUGUUUUGAAAAAAAAAAAAAAAAUAUAAAUUUUUUUUACAAUAAUAAACCGAAUAUAGAAAAAAAUAAUGAGAACUUAUUAAAUCGAAAAUCGAAGGAUAAAAACAUUUCAGAAAAGCAUUUGAGCAAUAUGACAGAAUUAUCGUCCUGUAAAAAAAGAAAAAUAUUUAAUUCAUGUUUUUCAAAUUUUUCAAAUGAUGUUUUUAGCAUAUCAAAUGACUGUGCAAAUAAUAAAUUAAGUAAAAUAAAGAAUAAUGAUAAUAUUCAUUACUCGAUAAAACAUGAGAAUGACAAAAAAAUUUUAAAAUAUAAUUACUUCACGAAAUUUGAUACUAGAAAGUCAAAUAUACAUGAAAGUAAUAAAAAUUAUUGCACUUUAAAUAACUCAUUUGAAUAUAAUUUAAACGGAGAUAAUUCAAACAGAAGUGAAGAUUUAAGUGAAAAUUAUUUAAGUAAUAAUUCAGAACCUAUUUUACCAAAUAAAAAACAAAUAGAAGAUUUUAUUUCAUCUGUUGAACAUAUUUACAAUAAUAAAAAUAUUUUAAAAAAAGAAAAUUCCGAUAAUUUAAAAAAUUACUCAAUUAAAAAUGAACAAAGUUUGUUUUUAGAUAAUUAUUUUGUCAAUUCUGUUAAGAAUACUGAAAAUCUAAAUAAAUUAACCGAUUUUAAUGAUUCAUUAUAUAAUAAAUUAAAUUUUCAUUUUGAUGAAAAUAAUUGUAGUAAUAAAAAGAAAAAACAUUCUAGAUAUUCUUCUAACUCCAAUGAUAGUACUUUUUCAUUAAAUAAUGAUAUAAAUAAGCACAAUUUCAAUUUCCUGAUAAAUUCUUUAAUUUCUAAUAAUGAAGAAAAAGAAGAAAAUAUUAUUUCAAAAAAUGAUGAAGAAAAUUUUAAAAUUGAUAAAAAUUUAUUUCUCUCAAAUAGUUCAAGUAAUGAUAUAGAGAAAACAUAUAUUAAUAGUUAUUUCUCUAAUAAGCUUGAUGAAGAAGAUAAACAUGAAGAUUUCAAUUAUUAUACAUCAAAAGAUAAUGUACUUAAAAAUUUUAGUUUAAACAUAGAUAAAAAUGAAACAGAACAUAUAUGUAACGAUAAAAAUAUAUUAAAAUAUAGAUCUCUUAAUGAUAAUAAUUAUGAAUAUAAGGAUUGUGCCAGCUGUAAUCAUUAUAAUAGUAAUAAAGAUUAUAAUAAUUAUAAUGAUUAUAAUAAAGAUCCCAGUAACAAUAAUGAUGAUAAUAAUAAUAAUAAUGAUUACAAUCCAUGUAAUAAUAAUAUUGAAGCUGUAGAGAAUAAGUUAAAGAACAUGGUAUUUGAAUAUAUUCUUAAUAAUAAAUUAAAUGUUUCAAAAAAUUCAAUCACUAAAACUGAUAAAGAAACAUUAAAAAAAAAUGUUAGAAAUAAUGAUGGACUUAAAAUAAAUGAAUUCGAAGAUUUUUUAAAAGAAAAAACUUUACAUAGUAAUUCUAAAAGUAUUAUCAAAAAUAUAAAUUUUAAUGAUGACAGUUCUAAUUUUGAAAAAAAAGAAAAAUGCAAUUGUAUUAUUUGUAUAAAUAGUAAUAAUAACGAUAAUAACAAUAAUAAUAAUAAUGAUAGUACUUUAACAGAUUAUUAUCAAAGCGAUGUAAAUAAUAAUUUAAAAUCAAAUUGUAUUGAUGAUAUUUUUUGUGAUGAAAAAAAAGCUUUUAAUAAUAAUGAAUAUAAUUUUUCUCAUAUUAAAAAUUUAAUACAGAAUAUAUCCAAUUUAAACAAUGAAGAAAACAAGAAAUUUUAUGAUAAUUUUAUUAGUAAACUAUUAAAUAAUCAAUAUGAAGUAAAUAAUUUGAAAUUUAGUGAAAAUUAUAAUGAUAAUGAUAAUAAUAGUUGUGAAUGUAUCAAUAAUAAUAAUAAUGAUUCCAUCAAUGAUUAUAAUUAUAAUAAUAUUUAUAAUAAUAAUAAUAUUAAUGAUCAAAUACAUAAUGAUUUCAUAGAAAAUGGAUUAAGUGGGAAUCUCUUAAAAAAUUUAGAAAAUUAUAAAUUAAAUGAAAAAUUUUUAUCUAAAACAGAAAACAUUAAUAAAAGAGAAAAAAAAAAAGGAGACGAAAAUAUUACUUAUUCUUUAAGUUAUCCUUAUGAUAAUAUAUUAAAAAAUUUAAAUAUUAAUAAUUUAAAGAAUUGUUACGAAUCAAAGAAAAAUAUUUUUUCAAAUAACAAUAAUACUGAUUAUAAAGCGGAUAACAUAAAUUAUGAGAAUAAUUUUUUUAAUAUACAAAAAGAGUUAAGUCUUCAAAAUUAUAUUAAUAGUACAAAUAGUUUGCAAAGCUCUUAUGGAGGAGUUAAUUAUCUAAAUAACAGUAAUAAUUCGAAUAAAGAAAAAAUACCACUGGAUGAUAAAAAUUUUCCUUUUAACAACAGUAAUAUAAAAAAUGAUAGUUCUGAUACAUUUUAUAAUUUAUUACAGUACAUAAAAAAUAAUAGUAACAGUUAUAUAAAUUUUGAUAUAAAACAAGAUUAUGUGAAUGAUUAUUACGAUGAUAAUAAUGCUAAUAAUAAAUACUUUAGUUGUAAUAAUUUUACUUAUUAUAAUAUUAUGAAAAAUUAUUAUUUUGCUUUUUUUUUAGAUUUAUACAAGAAAACAAAGAAUAAUUUGUUCAAUAAUUUUUGUCAAUAUAAAAAUAAAAAUAGUGAAGAGUUAAUAAAUUUGAAUAAAUCGAUUGAUGAUAACCUAAAGGGGGAUAUAUAUAAUUGUAUUAAUCUGAAUAUAUUAAAUGAAAAUAUUUUAAAGAUACAUGAAAUUGAAAAACAUCAUUUGAAUGAGAUUAAAAAACAUCAAUUGAAUGAAAAUGAAGAUGAAAAAGUAAAUGGAUAUAAUAUUACUGAAAAGGGAAUGAAAGAAAAUGAAGUGGAUAUAAUUAAAGAAAAAUAUUAUUCUCAAAAAAAAUCAUUAAACAAAAAGGAUAAAAUGACAAAUAGCACUUCAAAGGAUCAUAAAAUAUAUUCAAAAAAUAACAAGAAAAGAAGAGAAGAUAAUAAAAAAAAAAGUGAAAAAGAAUAUGCAUACAAUUCAUCCAAGAAAAAAAACAGUAAUUCAAAAAAAAAAAAUAAUGAUUUUAAUUUUAGGGAAAAAAUGGAUUACAUGAAUGAAAUAUCAGACAAAGAUACACAACAAAUUUCUAAUUUUUUAUUUUUAGAUAAAAAUAGUGGUAUAUCUUCUAGUCAUAAGAUAUUAUACCUAGAAAAUAAAGAAAAAAAUAAAAAAAAACGUUCAAAAGUUAAUGAAUAUUAUAGUGAAACUAAUAUAGAUAAAAAUAUUUUACCAGUGAAUAUAAAGAAAUUCAUAAAUAAUUCAAAAGAUGACCUUUUCAAGAAAAUAAAUGGAAAAGUAAUUAAUGAUGAUAUAGAUAUAGAAAAUAUAAAUAAUGAAGAAAUUAUUAGCAAGGAUAUAAUAGAUAAAAGUAUAAUAAACGAUGAUAUUUUAGUUGGAAAAAUUAUUGAAGAAAAAAUAAAUAAUAAAGAUGAAUUUGCAAGUGAAGAUAUGGCUAAUAGUAACAUUGAAAAGAUAAAUGAAAAUGGAAUAAUUAAUAAAGAAAUAAUUAGUAAAGAAAAAAUAAUAAAUGAAAAUACUAUUAACGAUGAUAUACUUGUUGAAAAAAUAAAUGACGGAAAGCUUAUUAGUAAAGAAAUAAUAAAUGAAUUAAUAAUGAUGAAAGAAGAUUUAAUACAAAAUGAAAAUGAUGACAGUAAUCUGCAUAUUGAAGAUAUAAAUAAAUUGAAUUCACAAGAUAAAAGUGAAUUGGAUGAAAUUAAUUUGAAUAGAAAUAAAUUAAACGACAAUAUAUUGAAUAAAAUUGAUAUAAAUGAAAAUAAUUUUACUGAAAAUUACAAUAAUCAUAUUGUUGAAGCUGAAAAAUUAAAUAGUGACAUUCCUUAUAUAACAGAUAUUUAUAAAGAAAUGCAUAAAUCUCCUGUUAUGCCUUUAAGAAUCGAAGCCUUUCAUUCUUUAGAAGACCAAAGAUUAAUAUAUGGAAAACCAGAAUGGCAAAAAUUUUAUUGCCCAUUAUGUGAUAAAAAAUACUAUCCUCCAAAUACUUACAUUAAAAAUUAUGCACAUUAUUUAAAUGAGCAUUGGCAAAAUAGAAAAACAUUAGGUGGUUAUAUAAUUUUCCCAUGCAAAUUAAUACAUGAUAUAAAAGAAAAAACGGACACAAAAAUGAAUAAAAAAAUGAAAAAAAAAAAAAAAAUGUUUAAGGAUCCUCAUUACCAUUGUCCUUUAUGUUUACAUGUUUAUUUUAAUGAUUAUAAUUUAGUAAUUGAUCAUUGCUUGAAAUUACAUAAAUCUUCAGGUGCUGAUCCUUCUAGAACUCUUCCAUCUAAUUUAGUACAUACUCCAUUUAUAAAUAGUCGUGAUUAUUAUUCAAAACUAAGAAAAUUAGAAUCUGAAGUUGAUAUUGACAUAAGUUUAAAUGAUAAUCAUAAUAUUAUUAUAAAUGAUUCUUCUCAGAAUCACGAUAUUUCUACUCCUAAAAAACAAAAUAUUCCUAAAAUAUGUGACACAGAUACAAGUAAGAAAAAAAACAAAAAUAAUAGAAGCAGUAAAGUCAUUUUUUGUGAUGAAAUUCAAAUAAGGGAAUUUGAUAUAGAAUUAUCUAAAAUAGAAAAAUUUGGUGCAAAUAUUGGCCCUGUUUUCAUUGAUGAUCAAAAUGAAAAAAAAGAAAAAAAGGAAAACGAGAAAGAAGAAAAAAGCAGUAAAAUUGAAGAAAAGGAGAAAAAUGAAAAUGAUGAAAAAAACAGAAAUAUUGAAAAAAUUGAAAAAAUGAUAAGGGAUGAAGAUAAAAAUAAAAAUGAUGAAAAAAAUUCUAAUAAAACAUUUGAAAAUGAAAGAAUAAUAGAAGUGAAUGAAAAAUAUAAUGAAAUAGAAGUAAAAAAAAUUAAUAAAAUUGAGAAAAACUGCGAAAAAAAAACAGAGAAAAAGAAUGGAAAAAAUGAAAUAAAAAAAGUCGAGAAAUUUAAUGAAAAAAGAAUUGUAGAGAAAAAUAAAGAAAGUACUAGAGAAAAGAAUAAUAAAAUAAAUAAAAAUGAGAUUAAUACGAAAACAUAUGAAAAAGUAGUGAAUAAAAUGAUAGAUAAAGAACAAAAUGAAAAUAAGGAUCUUAAGUUUAAUAACAAGGAAGAUAUACUUGCUUCAAAAAAAAAUGCACAAUACGACAAUUUAAAUAUCAAUGACUUAGAAAAUAAUUUUUCGAAAAUAAAAUCACUCGAAAAAAAGGAGACCAAUGCUAAUAUAAAAAAAAUUAACAUAAAAAAUAAAAAAUUAGUAAAUGAGAAUAUAAAUAGCAAUAUAAUUUUAAAUGGAUUAACAAAUAUAAAUAAUGAUGAUAUAAUAAGUAAAGAAGAAUAUAAUAAUAAUAAAAUUAUAGAAUGGGGAAACGAUAAAAAUAAACUGGAAUAUGAUGAUAAUGAUAAGUUAAUAGUUGCUGAUACAAAUAAAAUAACAUAUGAUGAAAUUCAAAUGGAACAUAUUAAAAAUGAGCAAAUAAGAAAUAGUACAAAUAAAAAAAAUAAUGGAAAAAAUAAUAAUAGGAACAAGGUUUUCUCAACACUUUUUAGCAUUGAUAAAUUGUCAUCUAAUGAAAGCGGAGACAAUCUUUUUUCAUGUGUGAAUUACGAAGAAAAUUUAAAAAUUAAACAACAGCCAAUUAACGAAAUUUUACUUGAAAAUAGGAUAGAAAAUAGCAAAGAACAUGAAUUUACUCCUAAUAACAAUAAAAUAGAUAAACGUAUAAAAAAUAACAUUGAGGAUUUUCAUAAAAAAAUUAUAUCAAAAUUUAAAAGGAAAAUUAAAAUGUGUGCAAUUAAUGAGCAACAAAAAGAAUCGAAUAAAUAUGUUGGAGUUAAAUUUCAUGAAAAUAUAUACAUGCCUCCUGAAAAUAUGAUAUUAGAUUUCAAAAGUGAAAAAGAAAAAAAUAUUUUAAAAAAAGUAAUAAGAGAAAAAAAAAAAAAAAAAAUUGUAUCUAUGAAAACGAAUUGUAGACAAAGUGCUAGAAUUAAAAGCAAAAAAAAUAAAAAAAUAUAA